This is a messenger RNA of Coregonus sp. 'balchen', 35195 nucleotides long. NCBI's taxonomy places the organism in Eukaryota, Metazoa, Chordata, Actinopteri, Salmoniformes, Salmonidae. The record is from the annotation of a GenBank genome assembly.
AUGGAUCAUGAUGAGGUAAACUCAAGCCUGAAUUUGCUUAUUUAAACGAGAUAGGCAUAUGUAUGAAGUCAUCCAGCUUGAUAAUAUGUUAAUUUUAAACCUGCAUGUCAUGCAAUGCAAAUGUUUUAGUUGCUAAUCUUCAGUAGCUAGUUCUAAGUCUAGGCCCAGGGCGCUAUUUGCCCUUAUCAUGACUCCAAUUGCAUUGCAUUGGAGUCAUUCCACAUCCCCUUUUGAUUAGCUGAAGGGAUUCAAGUGAGAAAUGCUCUAUCUAGAAACAAAUGGAUCCUUGAUUGCGAUACACUUUUGGAAACCUUGAACACCACUGAAUUAGCAUCCAAAAAUAACUUUACAAAUAUUCAAGAUACACUUACUGUUAGCUGUUUUACAGAUUUCCACUGAGGUUUUUUGUUUAAUGCAGCUACACGAGCCAACGUUUUUGUUGUUGUUCCCUCCCGAGUUUCCAUUAACUCAGGAAGUGUUGUUGUAGUUCAGGUAAAUGUGCAAUGCAAAACAACUCUGUGGAAUUAUAUUUUAAAAAAUGCACAGUAGGUUUAUAUUUUGUAUUUGUACAAUUAUUUCUCUGUGAAAUGAAAGUGAAGUUCCAAAGGUUUCCAAAACCGUAUCGCAAGUGAGUUUUAUUAGCGUUUCUAAAUGUUAAAACAGAGUGUUGGGAUUGUAGUUCACAUUGCCCAGCUGAGGUCCAUACUUUCAACUGAGAACCCUAGGGCCGGCUGAAUGUCCUCUUGGGUACUCGAGAGCUAGGGCCCUAUGUGAUAGCAAAGUAUGAGAACAACUGACCUUUCAAUUGGUUAUAAGGGAUGCCAUGGAGAAGGGACACUAUUUGUCAAUCAUAGUUUUAAUUCUUUGGCAGUUCAGUUAUUGUGAACUCACAACUAGCCUAACAAAACAAUUUUGACUUGGCAGUAAUAUUUUCUGUUAGAUCACAACAACAGGUGGGGGUGGAUGAGACCUGAUGCUCUGGGGCAGCUUGUUGAACCAUUCUGCCUACUAUCAUGUUGAACAAUGUCUUUAGUAGCCUUGUAGUCUCAUCGUUGAAUGAUGAGCCGUGUCAGGUUACUGGGCUUGCAAAUUACAGUAUUGAAUUCUAUUUUAGGCUGUGUUUAGCGUUGGCAGUGGUCUCUGUGCGUGACCUCCCAUGUGUCACAAAGGAGAUCACAUUACAGUUAAACUGACUGCUUUGCUGUUAAAUCAUUCAAUCACACCAAAUGGUACGACAUGGCAUCACCUGUAAAAAGGAAAUAACUAUGGCGUAUCAUUUUGUUUAAUGCGUUUUGUUAUGGCGCCCAGGUUCCGUCGGAGUUGGAUCAGAUUGCCCUGCGUCUGCAGGAGGGCGGCCUGGCUCACUCGGCAAGUCCGGAGGAGUGUCAGCGGCACCUGUGGCGUCAGCUCCUGCAUUGUGAGGGAGACCUGCGCACAGCUACCCAGGAGCUGCACACACUGCGCACACAGCAGGCCACCGAGAUGAAAGAGGUGAGGCACAGAGCUCAGCAGACACCACACUGUGAUUACUCAGUCAGUGUGAACUGACUUGGGAUCAGCAUUUCCCAUCACAGUUAUCCCGCUAACCGUUUUGAAGUAAAUUACACAACUGGUUCUGGAACAGUUGCCUAAGACAUAAUGCACAUAACACACCAGGGGCCACAGACGGUAGGCUAGGAUCUGCUAUCUGAUGCCUAGUUCUAAAGAAUGGUUAAUGAGGCGUUCAUAUCACAUUUGUGCUGCUAUCCUCCUUCUGGUGCACGAGGAAGCUGGUGAAUAGUCUUGCCCACAGCUAUCUUGUUUUAAAGCAAAACUAUAGCCUACUGCAGGGUUGCCCAACCCUGUUCCUGGAGAGCUAACCUCCUGUAGGUUUUCGCUCCAACCCCAGGUGUUACUAACCUGAUUAAUCUUAUCAGCCUGCUAAUUAUUAGAAUCAGGUGUGCUAGAUUAGGGUUGGAGCAAAAACCUACAGGACGGUAGCUCUCCAGGAACAGGGUUGGGCAGUCCUGGCCUACUGUAUUCAGUCCACAAAUUGCAUUCUACAUUUAUUUUACAUUUAACUCAUGGUAGCAGUGUUUAGACAAUCCAGAACUGAAAACGGGCAGCAAAAGUUCCAAUGGGAUUCAGUCAGCUCUGUCCAAUUUAAUACAGGUACUAGUAAAGUACUGGUCCGGUUCUCAAUAUCAUCCCUACCAGGGGGGUAGCCUCAUCCAUGGACCAAUGUCAUUCAUGGCUGGCUGUCGGUCUGUCUCAGGUGGAGAACUAUGUGGAGCACAUCCGUGGCCUGCUGGAGGAGCGUGAGUCUCUGACAGCCGAGUAUGAGCGGGACAACGAGCAGCUCCAUGCAGACCUCCAGCAGAUUAGGCUCCAGCAAGGUAUUUAGGCAAGAUUAAUGGAAGAUGUAUUCACUGGCACGCAUUGUUGUCACUUAGCACACACUGUGAAAAGUUGUCUGAACAACAGUGUAGACACAGAAUCUUGCUUAUGUCUAUCUCUACAAGUACCUGGGCGGUUGGGAUUAGUAGCCGUUUGUGAUUGGGCAAGACACUGCAUUGACCCAAUUACUCUCCUUUCCACUGUCUCACAGAUUCACAGAGGAAGGAGGUGGUGGAGAUGCUGGCCCAGGAGGACUUGGGUGAAAUUGGCCUCAGCAGCACCAGUGAGCAGGUGGCCUACCUGCUGGUGGAGAGGGCCACGCUGUUGGAGAGACUGGAGGCUGCAGAGAGGAGGCUGGACACGCAGAGCCUCACAGGCAACCUCAGGGAGGUCCACCUGCAGGUAACGGACUAUGUUUUUAUUGGUUAUUUUCUAUCUUGUUUGUGUUCCACAAUGAAGGCUAUAAGUAAAGCUGUUUUCAAAUACAGUCAAUUAAAUGUAUGUAAAUCACGGAAUGCAGUUUUAAAUGUAUGUGACUGUCCUGGGGUGUGGGGUUGCUGUGUUUCACAGGACGAGCUGGAUCAUAUUCGCCACACUAUGGAGGAAGAGUUAAGACAGCAGAGGGAGACUAUGCAGUGUACCAAAGAAAGCAUGAACCAGGUGAAGAGGGAUAACUAUAGAUAUCUGGGUGGAAAACCUCCUCUUGCUUUAGACUAGUCAGCAUCUCUCUCAGGUUAUGAAAGAAAAGAGAUCUGGAAGUGAAAUCUGACUUUAAAGAGCCAAUCUGCAAAUGCUACAUACAUUUUUGGACUUUUAAAUUCAUUAUAUAUACCCAUUGAUUAUUGAAGAAUAUAAGUUAUAAAUACCUCAUGAGCUUAGUUCAAUUGUCGUACCCCAUCAGAACCCCAAAAUACAAACUCAUUUGUUUGUAAACAAUUAAAUUUUAAGCAAACACUGUAUAGCCUCAAAACAUGGUUAAAACCAUAAUUUUGAUAUCAUGGAUGGUCCGUUGAAAUGGUUACAUUUCUCCAGCCCUAGCCCUCAUCUGUUUACCUAAACAGUGACUGGGUGUCACUUUGUUAUUGUUGAAACUGCAGAUUGACCCUUUAAUUUAAAAAAAUGUAUUUAGCACAGGGUUUCCCAAACUCGGUCCUCGGGACCCCAAGGCCCUAACACUACACAGCUGAUUUCAAAUAAUCAACUAAUCAUCAAGCUUUGAUAAUUUGAAUCAGCUGUGUAGUGUUAGGGCAAAAAUCCCCCUUGGGGUCCUGAGGACCGAGUUUGGGAAACGCUGAUUUAGCGUCUAAGUUGAUACCGCCUUGACGCAGCUGGCAUUGAUCCUGGACAGUGGGGACACCCUCAUAGGUUCUCUUGUCAAUCCUUCUGCCCCGUGGUCUUUCUUCCCAAGGAGCAGCAGUCUCCAGCUCAGAGGCCUUGGAAGAAGCUGUUUGGCCUACGCAAGUCCUCACAGAGCACACACAAUGGUGCCCCUGUAGGUCCCCAUCUUAUCUGCCAUAUCCAACUAACCAUGAUAUUGUAAUGACUUGAGGCAAGAUUGCAUGGGUCAACUUUUCUGUGGUUCUUCCUUUCAAGUCCUAUUUCAGAGCCGUACUACUGUUGGCAAGGCAUCCACGACACUGCUCACAUUGCUAACCCUGGAGCCUUACUAACUGCUUAAAUAUUUAAAUUUUUUAGACUGGCAUUUUGAAUGGCAUGGGCAUUGGGAGUUAUGGGUCUGGUGGAAAUUGUCCACGUUUAUAUGAAGCUCUGUAAACGUAAUUAUUACCAAGAAAAAUAAAGUAUCAAUAUGGGUUUUUUAGUUGGGUUUCAGCUUCAGUACAUUUAUGUACUCUAUCAGAUGCAAAUAUCUAUAAACAUUUUAUCCAUAUUAUUGCCACACAUGCAUUUGUUUAAAGUUCUAACGCCAACAUGGUAUCUUGACUCCGUAGUAUUUGCUCUCCCUCUGUCUCAGGUCCGCAAUGAGGACGUAUCCCAGGAGCGUUCCGAGCGCCAGCGGCUGGAGAGGGAUCUGGAGGAGGCAGCUCGGAGGCUUUCCAUGGCCCACGAGGACAUCCGCAGACUGACAGACGAGCUGGAAUCUGCCAAGAAGACCCAGGCCAUGUGUGGUAUGAGACAACAAUAUUAUCUUUCUCAUUAUAUUGUACAGGUAACUACCAAAAUAAAACACCAACAUAAAGUGUCUUAAUAGGGCGUUGGGCCACCACGAGCCUGAACAGCUUCAAUGCACCUUGGCAUAGAUUCUACAAGUGUCUGGAACUCUGUUGGAAGGAUGUGACACCAUUCUUCCGUGAGAAAUUCCAUCAUUUGGUGUUUUGUUGUAGGUGGUGGAAAACGCUGUCUCAGGUGCCGCUACAGAAUCUCCCAUAAGUGUUCAAUUGGGUUGAGAUCUGGUGACUGAGACGGCCAUGGUAUCAAACCAUUCAGUGACCACUCCGUGCCCUUUGGAUGGGGGCAUUGUCAUCCUAUGGGGGCCUAGACAUGGUAGCCAAAAUAAUGGCCUAAACAUUUUUAUACAUUACCCUAAGCAUGAUGGGAUGUUAAUUGCUUAAUUAACUCAGGAACCACAGCUCUGUGGAAUCACCUGCUUUCAAUAUAUUUUGUAUUCCUCACUUAAGUGUUUCCAUUAUUUUAAUAAUAAUAAUAAUAUGCCAUUUAGCAGACGCUUUUAUCCAAAGCGACUUACAGUCAUGCGUGCAUACAUUAUUUUAUUUUUUUGUGUAUGGGUGGUCCCGGGGAUCGAACCCACUAUCUUUGCCUUACAAGCGCCGUGCUCUACCAGCUGAGCUACAGAGGUUACCUGUAGUACCAAGCAAUAACAUGAACACCUUCUCACUUCUGAGUUGACUAAUAUAAAAUAGAAUGUAAUUGAUAUUCCCCUACACAUUUUCUUAGUACACUAUUUGCUGGGCAGUUCAGGGUGCAUCCUGCAGUCACACAAAUAAAAUCAGCAUUUGGUCUUAUCAAUCUGUGUUACGGCCCAACAAUAACCGGAAGACAAACCAUUAGCCAAACACAUCAAUACAUUCCACGUCACAAGUUUGGCUUCUCGUCAUCAGACGAGUGUUGGAAGGGUGGAUGGUGUAAGUGGUUUGGCGUGAGUGGUCGUGGCAGCAAGAGGACAGAGUAGGAGAAAGUGGUUGAGAUGCCACCCUGGCUGCACAUUUGUGGUACCCGAUGAAGGCAGAACCCCCGUAGUGGACAGAUAGGUAAGCCAGCAAAUGACAGGAUCAACAGGAGAAGCAGCAGGAAACUCCGUAAAGGAGGCGAGGCCUAUAAAAUGCACAAAUAUUGAUUAAACAUUUUAUAUAACAGGCAGGCUUACAUUUGAUGCAGUGUUAAAUGUGUGCACGUAUAGCCUACUUGUAAUUACUUUAAAUAUUUUAUAAUACUUGGGUCAUUCCACAAAUAGAGUGCCUUUUGGGUAGUGUAUUUUUGUCAGAAAUUAUUAUUUAAUCUAAUUUUAACAUUGUUAUAAAGAGCAUGUCUUCAACUUCAUAACAAACAUGUUUUCCCAGGUUAAAUUAGUCAUAUUACAGAAAUUCUGCCUAAGUUCACCCAGUAAUUUUGAAACUAGUGCUCACUAGCCAAAAUGGAUCCCCGUAAAUUGUGUACAACGUCAUAUAAUGUGUAUCAUGUAAUUGUUCUCGAGCCCUGCAGCAUGUGCACAAAGAGAGUAAAAAAAACUGUGGUGUGCUUGGGCCAACUCUGCAACCUCAUUGGACAAUUCUGGGCUGACCUGAUCCCGCCUCCCACCUGGUGUUUAUUUGCUAAAAUGGAAAGUGAUGCCCGGCCAUUAUAAAAAACCUGCAUGUGUUGGAGUCAAUUAUGUAUAUAUAUCCUAGAUGACUGACGGGGCGCUGUUUUUAAGCCAUUGCGGAGCCAUUUUUGUACUCCACCAUUACCAUUGUAAAAAAAGCAUUUGGAAGCUAUAUAAAUGCAUUUACAGUGCAUUCGGAAAGUAUUCAGACCCCUUUACUUUUUCAACAUUUUGUUACGUUACAGCCUUACUCUCAAAUGGAUUAAAUGAAAUGUUUUCCUCAUUAAUCUACACACAAUACCCCAUAAUGACAAAGUGAAAACAGGUUUGUAGAAAUGUUUGCGCAUUUAUAUAAAAAUUAAAAACAGAUACCAUAUUAACAUAAGUAUUCAGACCCUUUGCUAUGAGACUCGAAAUUGAGCUCAGGUGCAUCCUGAUUCCAUUGAUCAUCCAUGAGAUGUUUCUACAAUUUGAUUGGAGUCCAUCUGUGGUAAAUUCAAUUGAUUGGAAAUGAUUUGGAAAGGCACACACCUGUCUAUAUAAGGUCCCACAGUUGAUAGUGCAUGUCAGAGCAAGAACCAAGCCAUGAGGUCGAAGGAAUUGUCCGUAGAGAUCCGAGACAGGAUUGUGUUGAGGCACAGAUCUGUGGAAGGGUUCCAAACUAUUUCUGCAGCUUUGAAGGUCCCCAAGAACACAAUGGCCUCCAUCAUUCUUAAAUGGAAGAAGUUUGGAACCACCAAGACUCUUCCUAGAGCUGGCUGCCCGGCCAAACUGAGCAAUCGGGGGAGAAGGGCCUUGGUCAGGGAGGUGACCAAGAACCCGAUGGUCACUCUGACAGAGCACCAGAGUUUCUCUGUGGAGAUGGGAGAACCUUCCAGAAGGAGAACCAUCUCUGCAGCACUCCACCAAUCAAGCCUUUACGGUAGAGUGGCCAGACGGAAGCCACUCUUCAGUAAAAGGCACAUGACAGCCCGCUUGGAGUUUGCCAAAAGGCACCUGAAGGACUCUCAGACCAUGAGAAACAAGUUUCUCUGGUCUGAUGAAACCAAGAUUGAACUCUUUGGCCUGAAUGCCAAGCGUCACAUCUGGAGGAAACCUGGCACCAUCCCUAUGGUGAAGCAUGGUGGUGGCAGCAUCCUGCUGUGGGGAUGUUUUUCAGCGGCAGGGACUGGGAGACUAGUCAGGAUCGAGGGAAAGAUGAACGGAGCAAAGUACAGAGAGAUCCUUGAUGAAAACCUGCUCCAGAGCACUCAGGACCUCAGACUGGGGCGAAGGUUCACCUUCCAACAGGACAACGACCCUAAGCACACAGCCAAGACAACGCAGGAGUGGCUUCGAGACAAGUCUCUGAAUGUCCUUGAGUGGCCCAGCCAGAGCCCGGAUUUGAACCCAAUCGAACGUCUUUGGAGAGACCUAAAAAUAGUUGUGCAGCGAUGCUCCCCAUCCAACCUGACAGAGCUUGAGAGGAUAUGCAGAGAAGAAUGGGAGAAACUCCCAAUAUCGGUGUGGCAACCUUGUAGUGUCAUACCCAAGAAGACUCGAUGCUGUAAUCGCUGCCAAAGGUGCUUCAACAAACUACUGAGUAAAAGGUCUGAAUACUUAUUUAAAUGUACUACAGUGGGGGAAAAAAGUAUUUAGUCAGCCACCAAUUGUGCAAGUUCUCCCACUUAAAAAGAUGAGAGAGGCCUGUAAUUUUCAUCAUAGGUACACGUCAACUAUGACAGACAAAAUGAGAAAAUAAAAUCUAGAAAAUCACAUUGUAGGAUUUUUAAUGAAUUUAUUUGCUAAUUAUGGUGGAAAAUAAGUAUUUGGUCACCUAGAAACAAGCAAGAUUUCUGGCUCUCACAGACCUGUAACUUCUUCUUUAAGAGGCUCCUCUGUCCUCCACUCAUUACCUUUAUUAAUGGCUCCUGUUUGAACGUGUUAUCAGUAUAAAAGACACCUGUCCACAACCUCAAACAGUCACACUCCAAACUCCACUAUGGCCAAGACCAAAGAGCUGUCAAAGGACACCAGAAACAAAAUCGUAGACCUGCACCAGGCUGGGAAGACUGAAUCUGCAAUUGGUAAGCAGCUUGGUUUGAAGAAAUCAACUGUGGGAGCAAUUAUUAGGAAAUGGAAGACAUACAAGACCACUGAUAAUCUCCCUCGAUCUGGGGCUCCACGCAAGAUCUCACCCCGUGGGGUCAAAAUGAUCACAAGAACGGUGAGCAAAAAUCCCAGAACCACACGGGGGGACCUAGUGAAUGACCUGCAGAGAGCUGGGACCAAAGUAACAAAGCCUACCAUCAGUAACACACUACGCCGCCAGGGACUCAAAUCCUGCAGUGCCAGACGUGUCCCCCUGCUUAAGCCAGUACAUGUCCAGGCCCGUCUGAAGUUUGCUAGAGUGCAUUUGGAUGAUCCAGAAGAGGAUUGGGAGAAUGUCAUAUGGUCAGAUGAAACCAAAAUAUAACUUUUUGGUAAAAACUCAACUCGUCGUGUUUGGAGGACAAAGAAUGCUGAGUUGCAUCCAAAGAACACCAUACCUACUGUGAAGCAUGGGGGUGGAAACAUCAUGCUUUGGGGCUGUUUUUCUGCAAAGGGACCAGGACGACUGAUCCGUGUAAAGGAAAGAAUGAAUGGGGCCAUGUAUCGUGAGAUUUUGAGUGAAAACCUCCUUCCAUCAGCAUGGGCAUUGAAGAUGAAACGUGGCUGGGUCUUUCAGCAUGACAAUGAUCCCAAACACACCGCCCGGGCAACGAAGGAGUGGCUUCAUAAGAAGUAUUUCAAGGUCCUGGAGUGGCCUAGCCAGUCUCCAGAUCUCAACCCCAUAGAAAAUCUUUGGAGGGAGUUGAAAGUCCGUGUUGCCCAGCGACAGCCCCAAAACAUCACUGCUCUAGAGUAGAUCUGCAUGGAGGAAUGGGCCAAAAUACCAGCAACAGUGUGUGAAAACCUUGUGAAGACUUACAGAAAACGUUUGACCUGUGUCAUUGCCAACAAAGGGUAUAUAACAAAGUAUUGAGAAACUUUUGUUAUUGACCAAUUACUUAUUUUCCACCAUAAUUAGUAAAUAAAUUCAUAAAAAAUCCUACAAUGUGAUCUUCUGGACAUUUUUUUCUCAUUUUGUCUGUCAUAGUUGACGUGUACCUAUGAUGAAAAUUACAGGCCUCAUCUUUUUAAGUGGGAGAACUUGCACAAUUGGUGGCUGACUAAAUACUUUUUUCCCCCACUGUAUUUCAUUUUUUUCAAUUUUAAAAACAAUUGCAAAAAUGUCUAAAAAUCUGUUUUUGCUUCGUCAUUAUGGGGUAUUGUGUGUAGAUUAAAUUGUUUAUUUUUCUCAUCAAUCAAUUUUAGAAUAAGGCUUUAAUGUAACAAAAUGUGGAAAAAGUCAAGGGGUCUGAAUUCUAUCCGAAUGCACUGUAUAUCUACAUUCCUUUUAGAAUGUUCUAUUAGACACCUUAAUGCAUACAUUAAACUAAUAAUCUGCAAUUCAUAUGAUAUGUUACGAAUUCCAGUUCGUACAAUAUUUUACGAAUUUUUAUGUGCUUAAGAUCCCAUUUAAUCUCUUUAAAUACAUAACAUUUUGUCCUUGAAACAUUGUAGAAUUCCAUUAAUUCCUAGUACCAAUAAGGCGGACAGUGCCUUGAAAGUCUAAUUUGCCAAUACAUGUGAGCAAUCAAGGGUUUAUAUACAGUCAGAUGUUAUGGGGCUAUUUUGCUUCCACUGGUCCUGGGGCCCUUGUUAAGGUGAACUUUACCAAGUACCAGGACAUUUUAGCCAAAAACCUGCUUGCUUCUAUCAGGAAGCUGUAACUUGGCCGCAAGUGGAUCUUCCAGCAAGACAAUGACUCCAAGCACACCACAAAAUCCCCCACCAAAUCUUAAUUGACCACAAAAUCAACAUUUCGCAAUGGCGAUCUCAGUCUCAGGACUUGAACCCCAUCGAAAACCUGUGGUUUGAAUUUAAGAGGGGCAGUCCAUAAGAGCAGAUAAAGUGUAUCAAGGAUCUUGAAAGAUUCUUUAUGGAGGAAUGGUCUAAACUUUUUUUUUACCCCAUUUUCUCCCCAAUUUGGUGAUAUCCAAUUGGUAGUUACAGUCUUGUCCCAUCGCUGCAACUCCCGUACGGACUCAGGAGAGGCGACGGUCGAGAGCCAUGCGUCCUCCAAAACACGACCCUGCCAAGCCGCACUGCUUCUUGACACACUGCUCACUUAACCCGGAAGCCAGGCGCACCAAUGUGUCGGAGGAAACACUGUACAACUGGCGACCGUGUCAGCGUGCAUGUGCCCGGCACGCCACAGGAGUCGCUAGAGCGCAAUGGGACAAGGACAUCCCGGCCGGCCAAACCCUCCCCUAACCCGGACGACGCUGGGCCAAUUGUACGCCGCCUCAUGGAUCUCCCGGUCACGGCCGGCUGCGACACAGCCUGGGAUUGAACACGGGUCUGUAGUGACGCCUCCAUCACUGCAACGCAUUGCCUUAGACCGCUGCACCACUCAGGAGGCCACACAUUUUAUUUCUUAUGAUUUUAACACACAACGGGAAGGAAAGGAGAAUAUGCCGCUGUGUGGCAUCACCAUGAAAGGAUUGCUAAUGUUCAGGAGGGCAGUUCAUCCCUUUUCCCCAUGACAUGAGAAAUGUUGGGAAAUUUUAAAAAUAUUUGAAAACAAUGUAAUAAAGUGUGAUAUUAGUGACAGAAAUGCUGGAGUAAUAGAAGUGUGUAGCCUACUCUUAAAAUCAUGUCACAAUUUGUCAUUUGUAAAAAAUGUAGGACCUGAGCUUGAGCGAACUGGUCAAGAGGUGGAGAGCCUGAGGAAGGAGGUGGACAAGCUGAAGCAAUGUGGUGAGAUACUACUUGACCUUGAUAGUUCCUCUUCCAUCUAAUUUUUCUUCACAAUCCAUAUUAACACUGAGUCCUAACAAGCGCCGUUAUUGACUGGAGCCAGUUGGUGACUUAUGCACACCAAGUGUGUAAGAUAGGCUAACUUAAACUACUGUUACGAAACAAACUAGCCAGCCUACAGAAAACUCUACUCUUGCUAUAUCUAGGGGUUCUGUGUGUGUGUGUGUGUGUGUGUGUGUGUGUGUGUGUGUGUGUGUGUGUAUACAUACAUACAUACAUACAUACAUACAUACAUACAUACAUACAUACAUACAUACAUACAUACAUACAUACAUACAUACAUACAUACAUACAUACAUACAUACAUACAUACAUACAUACAUACAUACAUACAUACAGUAGCAGUCAAAGGUUUGGACACACCUACUCAUUCAAGGCUUUUUCUUUAUUUGUACAUCAAAACGACAUCAAAACUAUUAAAUAACACAUAUGGAAUCAUAUUUUAUAUUUGACAUUUUUCAAAUAGCCACCCUUUGCCUUGAUGACAGCUUUGCACACUUUUGGCAUUCUCUCAACCAGCUUCACCUGGAAUGCUUUUCCAACAGUCUUGAAGGCGUUCCCACAUAUGCUGAGCACUUGUUGGCUGCUUUUCCUUCACUCUGCUGUCCGACUCAUCCCAAACCAUUUCAAUUGGGUUGAGGUCGGGGGAUUGUGGAGGCCAGGUCAUCUGAUGCAGCACUCCAUCACUCUCCUUCUUGGUAAAAUAGCCCUUACACAGCCUGGAGGUGUGUUGGGUCAUUGUCCUGUUGAAAGUUCAAAGUACUUGAAAUGUUCCGUAUUGACUGUCCUUCAUGUCUUAAAGUAAUGAUGGACUGUCGUUUGUCUUUGCUUAUUUGAGCUGUUCUUGCAAUAAUAUGGACUUGAUAUUUUACCAAAUAGGGCAAUCUUCUGUAUACCCCCAUACCUUGUCACAACACAACUGAUUGGCUCAAAUGCAUUAAGAAGGAAAGAAAUUCCACAAAUUAACUUUUAAGAAGGCACACCUGUUAAUUGAAACGCAUUCCAGGUGACUACCUCAUGAAGCUGGUUGAGAGAAUGCAAAGCUGUCAUCAAGGCAAAAGGUGGCUAUUUGAAGAAUCUCAAAUAUAAAAUAUAUUUUGAUUUAAUUAACACUUUUUUGGUUACUACAUGAUUCCAUAUGUGUUAUUUCAUAGUUUUGAUGUCUUCACUAUUAUUCUACAAUGUAAAAAAAAGAAAAAAAAAAGAAAAACCCUUGAAUGAGUAGGUGUGUCCAAACUUGACUGGUUGUAUGUGUGUUGUACAGUUGAAGUCGAAAGUUUACAUACACCUUAGCCAAAUAUAUUUAAACUCAGUUUUUCACAAUUCCUGACAUUUUAUCCUAGCAAAAAUUCCCUGUUUAGGUCAGUUAGGAUCACCACUUUAUUUUAAGAAUGUGAAAUGUCAGAAUAAUAGUAGAGAGAAUGAUUUAUUUUCUGCUUUUAUUUCUUUCAUCACAUUCCCAGUGGGUCAGAAGUUUACAUACACUCAAUUAGUAUUUGGUAGCAUUGACUUUAAAUUGUUUAACUUGGGUCAAAUGUUUCGGGUAGCCUUCCACAAGCUUCCCACAAUAAGUUGGGUGAAUUCUGGCCCAUUCCUCCUGACAGAGCUGAUGUACUGUAACUGAGUCAGGUUUGUAGGCCUCCUUGCUCACACACACUUUUUCAGUUCUGCCCACAAAUGUUCUAUAGGAUUGAGGUCAGGGCUUUGUGAUGGUCACUCCAAUACCUUGACUUUGUUGUCCUUAAGUAAUUUUGCCACAACUUUGGAAGUAUGCUUGGGGUCAUUGUCCAUUUGGAAGACCAAUUUGCGACCAAGCUUUAACUUCCUGACUGAUGUCUUGAGAUGCUGCUUCAAUAUAUCCACAUAAUUUUCCUUCCUCAUGAUGCCAUCUAUUUUGUGAAGUGCACCAGUCCCCCCUGCAGCAAAGCACCCCCACAGCAUGAUGCUGCCACCCCCGUGCUUCACGGUUGGGAUGUUGUUCUUCGGCUUGCAAGCAUCCCCCUUUUUCCUCCAAACAUAACGAUGGUCAUUAUGGCCAAACAGUUCUAUUCAUCAGACCAUAGGAUAUUUCUCCAAAAAGUACGAUCUUUAUGGCAGUUUUGGAGCAGUGGCUUCUUCCUUGCUGAGCGGCCUUUCAGGUUAUGUCAAUAUAGGAUUAGUUUUACUGUGGAUAUAGAUACUUUUGUACCUGUUUCCUCCAGCAUCUUCACAAGGUCCUUUGCUGUUGUUCUGGGAUUGAUUUGCACUUUUCGCACCAAAGUACGUUCAUCUCUAGGAGACAGAACGCGUCUCCUUCCUGAGCGGUAUGACGGCUGUGUGGUCCCAUGGUGUUUAUACUUGCGUACUAUUGUUUGUACAGAUGAACGUGGUACCUUCAGGCGUUUGGAAAUUACUCCCAAGGAUGAACCAGACUUGUGGAGGUCUACAAUUUCCUUUCUGAGGUCUUGGCUGAUUUCUUUUGAUUUUUAUAUUCAGACCCCUUGACUUUUUCCACAUUUUGUUACGUUACAGCCUUAUUCUAUUAUUUAUUUUUUUUCUACACACAAUACCCCAUAAUGACAAAGCAAAAACAGGUUGUUAGAUUUUUUACAAAUAUUUAUUACAAAUAAAAAACAUGAAAUAUCACAUUUACUUAAAUAUUCAGUCCCCUUACUCAGUACUUUGUUGAAGCACUUUUGGCAGCAAUUACAGCCUCGAGUCUUCUUGUGUAUGACGCUACAAGCUUGGCACACCUGUAUUGGGGGAGUUUUUUUCCAUUCUUCUCUGCAGAUCCUCUCAAGCUGUGUCAGGAUGGAUGGGGAGCGUUGCUGCACAGCUAUUUCCAGGUCUCUCCAAAGAUGUUCGAUCGGGUUCAAGGCCAGGCUCUGGCUGGGCCACUCAAGGACGUUCAGAGACUUAUCCCGAAGCCACUCCUGCAUUGUCUUGGCUGUGUGCUUAGGAUCGUUGUCCUGUUGGAAAGUGAACCUUCGCCCCAGUCUGAGGUCCUGAGCGCUCGGGAGCAGGUUUUCAUCAAUGAUCUCUCUGUACUCAGCGCCGUUUAUCUUUCCCUCGAUCCUGACUAGUAUCCCAGUUCCUGCCGCUGAAAAACAUCCCCACAACAUGAUGCUGCCACCACCAUGCUUCACCGUAGGGAUGGUGCCAGGUUUCCUCCAGACGUGACGCUUGGCAUUCAGGCCAAAGAGUUCAAUCUUGGUUUCAUCAGACCAGAGAAUCUUGUUUCUCAUGGUCUGAGAGUGCCUUUUGGAAACUCCAAGCAGGCUGUCAUGUGCCUUUUUCUGAGGAGUGGCUUCUGUCUGGCCACUCUAACAAUAAGGCCUGAUUGGUGGAGUGCUGCGGUGAUUUGUUGUCCUUCUGGAAGAUUCUCCCAUCUCCACAGAGGAACUCUUGAGCUCUGUCAGAGUGACCAUCGGAUUCUUGGUCAACUCCCUGACCAAGGCCCUUCUCCCCCGAUUGUUCAGUUUGGCCGGGCGGCCAGCUGUAGGAAGAGUCUUGGUGGUUCCAAACUUUUGCAGUUUAAGAAUGAUGGAGGCCACUGUGUUCUUCGGAACCUUCAAUGCUGCAGACAUUUUUUGGAACCCUUCCCCAGAUCUGUGCCUCGACACAAUCCUGUCUCGGAGCUCUACGGACAAUUCCUUCGACCUCAUGGCUUGGUUCUUGCUCUGACAUGCACUGUCAACUGUGGGACCUUAUAUAGACAGGUGUGUGCCUUUCCAAAUCAUGUCUAAUCAAUUUACCACAGGUGAACUCCAGUCAAGUUAUAGAAACAUCUCAAGGAUGAUCAAUGGAAACAGGAUACACCUGACCUCAAUUUUGAGUCUCAUAGCAAAGGGUCUGAGUACUUAUGUAAAUAAGUAAAAAUGACUAAAACCUGUUUUUGUUUUGUCGUUAUGGGGUAUUGUGUGUGUAGAUUGAUGAGGGGGGAAAAAACAAUUUAAUCCAUUUUAGAAAAAGGCUGUAACGUAACAAAAUGUGGGAAAAGUGAAGGGGUCUGAAUACUUUCCGAGUGCACUGUAGUAUCACUUAUUAAGUAGCACUUCAUUUGGGGAGGUCCAUGUGAAGCCCCUCUACACAAUGCCUUUUUGUUUUCUUCAGAUAUGCUGGAGCUGCAGAGAGCGAAGGAGCACAACGAAAGACUGGAUGGGGAAAUCCGGGUUCUGAGAGAGCGAGUGCGCUCCCUGGACUCUGAGAAGAAAACCCUGUUACAGAUGGUGGGCAUUAACUAAACAUAGGCCUACUGUUGGGCCCUAAAAUAUUGGGUAACCAUAUAUUACCUAACUGAUUCUUUGUAAGCUCGAACAAUAAUGUCACAGACUGCCAAACUCCCAGCACUAUGUGAUGUGGUUAGUACUUGUAUGAUCCUUGUGAGAUAGAAAGAGGAUGUGUUUCCUGUACAGAAGGAAUGAUGUGUGUACACCGACGUGUGUAUUUGUCAGGGGGAGGGCAAUGGCAGUGAGCACCAUAAAGACCUGCCUACGCUGUUGUUGACAACAUCGACACCUGACGAACAGGAGCAGAUUCAUAAAAGGUAUGGAUGCACCCUCAGCCCCUCUGCAGUAAAUACGUUUAUCCUACAUCUGUAGAAUCAUUCUGUUCAGAGGUCUUUCUCUGGUUGUGCUGACCAGGAGUCACCUCAUGUCAGUCAUGUCCACAUGUCAGUCAUAAGAAGUAGCAUUCACUCUAUUCAAUCAAAUGUAUUUAAUAAAGCCCUUUUUAUAUCAGCAGUUGUCACAAAGCGCUGUAUUGCCAUUAAUCAAUGAUCUGACCUAUUUCUUGUUCUGUCUCUUUCUCACACUCUCUCCCUCUUUCACACAUGUAUCUUACUCCCUUAUUUUGUGCCGUCUUUCUCCCUCCCUCCCCUCAACUUACUCUCACCCUGUCUUUCUUUCCCUCCCUCUCUCUUACACACUUUUCUCACACGAUCUCACUCUCUCCCUGACUCUCUCACCCUGUCCUGCAGGUGUCGCGAGGCUGUGGAGGACGUGGGCAGCCAGCUGCGGGAGCUGCAGCGGCGCAUGCAGAGGCAGCAACAGGAGCAGGAGGAGCUGGUGGAGAGGAACGAAGAGCUGGAGGCGCUACUGGGAGAGGCCCAGAACGCCAGCAAGGAGGAGUGCCAGCGCCACGAGGGAGAACUCGAGGGACUGCACCGCAAGGUGGGAGAGGGGGUUGAACGAGAAGGGUCAUAAAUACACUACCGUUUUUUUUUAGAACACGUACUCAUUCAAGGGUUUCUUUAUUUUGACUAUUUUGUACAUUGUAGAAUAAUAGUGAAGACAUCAAAACUGUCAUCAAGGCAAAGGGUGGCUAUUUGAAGAAUCUCAAAUAUAAAAUAUAUUUGGAUUUUUUUAACACUUUUUUUUGGUUACUACAUGAUUCGAUAUGUUCAUUGUUUUGAUGUCUUCACUAUUAUUCUACAAAGUAAAAAAUAGUAAAAAUAAAGAAAAACCCUUGAAUGAGUAGGUGUUCUAAAACUUUUGACCGGUAGUGUAUAUUCUUUCGUUUAUUUUUUAUUUUAUGACAUAAUCAAGAGUAAUUUUCUCAAGACCUUUUCUUCUUAUCUUUUUGCUAACAGAACAUAGAAAAUAUCAGUUUUCACAGAUUUAGACACUGUUAUGGUGCUGGAGAUAAUGAAUAGGAGGUUAUAAAUUAUAAUAAAGUGUUCCUUUUAAACGUCCACUCACAGAUUAAAAGCCUAGAGGCAGAGCUGAAGAAGAUAUGUGCUCAGGACCAGGUACUGAAGGAUGGAGGUGUCGUAGGCAGAGAGACUGAGACGUACUUACAUCAGGUAGGAAAACGUUGUGCUGGUAGUUUAGAGUGGAAAUGUACAAGCUAACUUGCCUGUGCCAUUGUUUUUGUCUCAUCCAACUACUUUCUCAAAGUGUCAGGCACCCAUUUAAUGGUAGUCAUUUAAAACCAAUGUAGCAGGCCAAAGAAGUUCUUCCCAGGCACCCAGAUUGGCCAUCGCCUAGAGCUCUUUGAUUGCCAGUGACCUAUUGUACAUCUUAACGGUUUGUGAUUUGUGAACAUUGAGAACAGGUGCUGUGCUUGAGUUACAAGUUGCCUCUAACCACAAAACAGGACAUCAGUGAAUAAGGACUUUUACCAACUGUAUUAUGUUUUUCUGCCUCCCCUACCUAGUUGAGGGACAGCAGCCAGGAGAGGGUGGCUCUGCUGGAGGCUCGUCUGACCGAGGAGAAGGAUUGGAGGAGACAGCUGGAGGUGGACCUCGGCGCUGCCCAGGCUGCACUCAAAAAGAACAAAGAGGUACACUGCAAGGCAUGCUAGGUAGAAUAAUGGGUUUUGCGAAGUCCAAGGAUGUAUAUAAACUCUGGAUUGCUGACGCUAUGUAUUGCCCAUUGAGAGGCUUUGAAGCCACUGGUCGGCCAUUAUGGCACUCCCCAGUAGGAGCAAUCCUCCAUAGGAAUUAAUGGAAUUCUACAGUAUUUCAAUUAAAUGUUUCAAGGGCAAAAUUACAUGUAUUUAAGUAUUUUUGUUGUUGUAGUGGUUAUGUUUAGCUUACACAAUAUAAUUUAAAAGUAUGUAUUAAGGUGUCUGUAAUAUAAUAUACUUGGCAAAAAUUUAGACGUAAAUGCAUUCCUAUAGCUUCCAAAAUAUUUUUUACAAUGGAGGAGUACCAAGAUGGCUGUGCGGUGGCUUCAAUAAUGCGCCCCCUGUCAGUCAUCCAGGGUUUAUACACGCCAUUGGUAACCUCCAAUGGUUGAAUUGGUCAUUGAAUAGCUACAGUGAGGGAAACAAGUAUUUGAUCCCCUGCUGAUUUUGUACGUUUGCCCACUGACAAAGACAUGAUCAGUCUAUAAUUUUAAUGGUAGGUUUAUUUGAACAGUGAGAGACAGAAUAACAACAACAAAAUCCAGAAAAACGCAUGUCAAAAUAUUUAUUUGCAUUUUAAUGAGGGAAAUAAGUAUUUGACCCCUCUGCAAAACAUGACUUAGUAUUUGGUGGCAAAACCCUUGUUGGCAAUCACAGAGGUCAGACGUUUCUUGUAGUUGGCCACCAGGUUUGCACACAUCUCAGGAGGGAUUUUGUUCCACUCCUCUUUGCAUAUCUUCUCCAAGUCAUUAAGGUUUCGAGGCUGACGUUUGGCAACUCGAACCUUCAGCUCCCUCCACAGAUCUUCUAUGGGAUUAAGGUCUGGAGACUGGCUAGGCCACUCCAGGACCUUCAUGUGCUUCUUCUUGAGCCACUCCUUUGUUGCCUUGGCCGUGUGUUUUGGGUCAUUGUCAUGCUGGUAUACCCACCCACGACCCAUUUUCAAUGCCCUGGCUGAGGGAAGGAGGUUUUCACCCAAGAUUUGACGGUACAUGGCCCCGUCCAUCGUCCCUUUGAUGCAGUGACGUUGUCCUGUCCCCUUAACAGAAAAACACCCCCAAAGCAUAAUGUUUCCACCUCCAUGUUUGACAGUGGGGAUGGUGUUCUUGGGGUCAUAGGCAGCAUUCCUCCUCCUCCAAACACGGCGAGUUGAGUUGAUGCCAAAGAGCUCGAUUUUGGUCUCAUCUGACCACAACACUUUCACCCAGUUCUCCUCUGAAUCAUUCAGAUGUUCAUUGGCAAAAUUCAGACGGCCCUGUAUAUGUGCUUUCUUGAGCAGGGGGACCUUGCAGGUGCUGCAGGAUUUCAGUCCUUCACGGUGUAGUGUGUUACCAAUUGUUUUCUUGGUGACUAUGGUCCCAGCUGCCUUGAGAUCAUUGACAAGAUCCUCCUGUGUAGUUCUGGGCUGAUUUCUCACCGUUCUCAUGAUCAUUGCAACUCCACGAGGUGAGAUCUUGCAUGGAGCCCCAGGCCGAGGGAGAUUGACAGUUAUUUUGUGUUUCUUCCAUUUGCGAAUAAUCGCACCAACUGUUGUCACCUUCUCACCAAGCUGCUUGGCGAUGGUCUUGUAGCCCAUUCCAGCCUUGUGUAGGUCUACAAUCUUGUCCCUGACAUCCUUGGAGAGCACUUUGGUCUUGGCCAUGGUGGAGAGUUUGGAAUCUGAUUGAUCGAUUGCUUCUGUGGACAGGUGUCUUUUAUACAGGUAACAAGCUGAGAUUAGGAGCACUCCCUUUAAGAGUGUAUAACCUGUAUAAAAGACACCUGGGAGCCAGAAAUCUUUCUGAUUGAAAGGGGGUCAAAUGCUUAUUUCCCUCAUUAAAAUGCAAAUCAAUUUCUAACAUUUUUGACAUGCGUUUUUCUGGAUUUUUUUGUUGUUAUUCUGUCUCUCACUGUUCAAAUAAACCUACCAUUAAAAUUAUAGACUGAUCAUUUCUUUGUCAGUGGGCAAACGUACAAAAUCAGCAGGGGAUCAAAUACUUUUUUCCCUCACUGUAUAUGUCAGGGGCCUACUUUGUCCCCUGAUUACAUCUCGCAUGGAUUUAACCUAAAGCAUGUGGAAAGGUUACAACAGCCUACCUCAUUCAUUUGGAAAUGCACAACAGCAAGUUAUUUGUCCUUUGGUUUUAUAGCUGUAUUAGCAGCUAUAGUUGUGUUUAAUGAUAAUACUGUCAUUGUCUGUCACCCCAAGACACUGCAGAGAGAUGAGAGGGAGCUGAGGAUGUUGCGAUUGGAGCUGCAGGGCCUGCAAACUGAAUGUCAACAAGGGAAAACGCUCAUCAAGAGCCUAAUGCAAGUUAAAGGGGAAAAGGGAAUUUUGGAAGAGAAAGUGAGUUGAAUUCACCAAAUUGCCCCUGCCAUCGGUCAUCACUGAAUACAGUCUGUACACCAUUGUUAUAUGUUCAUCAAAAACAUAAACCUCACACUAUAGGGCCAAGCCGCGAUAUACUGGGCUGACCUGGUUAAAUGCUGAAACCGUGCUGAAAAGGAAAAUAUAAAAGUACGGUUUGGGCCAGCAAAGUACGGUUUGGGCCAGCAAAGUACGGUUUCAGCCAGCAAAGUACGGUUUGGGAAGGCCCUAUAGUGCGAAUCGGGCAAUAGGGUUCAGUUUGUGAUUAAUUUCAAAUCCAUCCUUCAUUGUAUUCGACUGCACUGAUAAAGACAUUAUUGUCGCGUAGGAGUGAAGCUACCAAACGGAAGACAAUGCACUGACCUAAUAUCAUUUUCUAUUGAUCUGAAUGGACAACAUGUCUAGUGGAAGUGAAAGUGUUUUUCAUUCACUUUGUGCUCGCGGCAGGUGGCCCAGUUGGAGCGCGCUCAGAGCAGACUCCAGAGUGACCGGGAGCGCCAGACAGACAGCAGCCAGACCGAGAGUAGCCAGACCCAGGAGGACCUGAGGGAGAGCAGGACGCAGGUGGCAGAGCUGGGAGGCCAAAGUGGAGCAGCUCACUUUGGAGCUCUCCUGCUUGGAGGAAGAGCAUUGCACACGGAGGUCAUUAUCUAGACCAGUGGUCACCAACCGGUCGAUCUUCUAGGCAUUCCUAGUCGAUCACCAAACAUUUCUGUAGAAAAGCCAACGAUAAAGACUUGCGCUCCUUUAUUUUUAUUCGACUUUGCUUUUGGCGGAAGGUGCACUUGAUUCAGAAGCCCUGCACGCAGGUUAGGCACAUUUUGAACCAUUUCAUUUGUCUGAAAGGACAAACUCUGCCUACCCGGCGGACCAGGAGAGCUGUAGCUAAAUCAAGAGUGCCUACUGCGCUGGCCAAUCGGAUAGCUCAAAUCACCGUGCCUAGUACAGCUUCCACGACCCCACAGCAAAGUUUGAUACCAGAGAGAAACUGUCAAAGAAUACAGCAAAGAGCUGCUGUUUUUAUGAGUGAGUUCAUGUUUAAGUUUUUUUAUUCAGCAGUGUCAACACUGUUUUUAUAAAGCAUAAAACACGCUUCUCCCGACUCUCGCGCUGCAGCUGCACUGAAUUAGUAGCCAAGUGUAUCGAUAGGCCUGCUCGUUAUAUUUUAAUAUCGAGGAAUAUUUAACUUUCUCUGGUCAUAGGAACAACAUGCAUGAGGCAGAAAUAAUGCGAUGCGACUCGAGUUUCACUAUCAGUAGGAGGACGGUGUCCCUUUGGUCAAUUAAAAAAAAAUAUAUUCUUUCAAUUUAUGCUCCGCUGUGCCUCGCAAGUUAUACAACUGAUCUGUUUUGUUGUCAAAGCUUGAGUUUUGAAAUAUAAUAUGGCCUGAGAAUAACAAUAUUAGCAGGCCAGGCAUUUAGCCAAUAUGCUGUGAUAAUGUAUUAGGCCUACUGCACAAACGUCAUUCCUACAGAACAGUUUUUAUUAAUGUUGCAUAGGCUUACAUUUUUCAUGUUUAAAAAAUAAAUAAUCUGAGCGGUAGAUCUCGGCUUGCUUUUUGACUGCGAAAGUGAUCUUGACUCAGAAAAAGGUUGUUGACCACUGAUCUAGACUUUAGACUGACUUUUCUUUACAUAGUCAUUUUGUGACUAGAGGUUUUCUUUUUUUAUGUGGUACACAUGAUUAUACAGAGAGCCUUGUUGCGGCAGCAGUUGGUGUAAUUGUCCUCUACAGAGUGCAGCUCUGUCCCUAUGAUUCCUUGUGCCGUUCCCCCCAAUCUGCCGUCAUCACACUCCCUCGUAUGGCCUUGCGGUUGUGUACUGUUAGGUUGCCAUACAGUCAUGCAUCCUAGUCAGGUCACAGUUCCCACGUGUCUGACUGUCCAUGCCACAUUUCAGGGAUGAGAUGGCGCAGGAGAGGAGGCGGGCCGCAGACCUCCAGGCCCAGCUGAGUGAGAGGGUCCGGGAGAAGCUGACGGCUGAAGGGGAGAAGGAGAGACUGGGCAUCGAGGUACUCCGGCUCAGGGAACAACUCCAACUCUCCACCCAGACCCGGCAGGAGACAGCAGGGCUCACCAGGUCCAGACAGGACACCCCAGAACCAGACUACAGCUUCCUGCUAGCAGAGAGGACCAAAGAUGAAUGCCUCAACCAGGUACCUGGAUAAGCAUUCACAUAGAAACACAUGGUCAACAUGGGGACUUUCAUAGGGUCUUAAAUAGAAAAACAUCUGAUUUAUGACAAGCCAAAGGAUGUAUGAAUAUCAAAUUGUGUUGCCACAUACAUCAAUUAUCAGUAGAUUGUUUAUGUAUCUUCCAUAUCACAGAUUGUGUGUGUGUGUGUGUGUGCGUGCGUGCGCUCUGCGUUCCCCUCCUAGCUGGCGUCUCUGAAGUGUGAGCUGAGUCGUCUGCACGCCAUCCUGGAGGAGGAGCGGCAGCUGGCCACUCAGCACCAGUUGGCCCUGCAGGCCCAGGUCAACGAGGCCCAGGCCCGCACUAAGGUCAGUACCCAAUGUCCCCUCAAGGGCCUGUCAGUGUAACUCAAUCAAUACUGUCACGCGUAAUCCACUGAACAACGAUAAGCCAACAUUACUCAACGUUAUCCCUCGACGAUAAGCCAAUAUUACUCAAUCAAAAUACUGUCACACCUAAUGCGCUCAAGUCAAAGAAACACACAAUCUAGUCCCUAAUAUAAACACAAAUAUAAAGCCAGGGAAAAAGUGUUUCACGUGGCACUUUUAAAAAUAUAUUGGCUGAUCUUCUCCUUUUGAAUGGUUUACCAAAGGUGAACCAGCCCUUCCAAAUCAGUGGCGUGUCUGUUCCCCCACCCCACCCCCCUCUUCCCCAAUGCCUCCCCAGUCCCAGGACUCCGUGCUGGGGCAGAAAGCUGAGGAGAGCAAGCAGCUGAAGCAGGACAUCCAGAGAGCACAGAGUCUGUUCACCUCGGCUGAGAGGGAGCUACGCUACGAGAGAGAGAAGAACCUGGACCUCAAGAGACACAACGCCCUCCUGGACCAGGAGAAAAUCAAGGUACACUUAACACAACCACAUGUUCACUGACAGCCAAUCCUAACUUUCACUGACAGUUUCACUUAGUCAUGCAUUGAUGUCAAUGGGACUGAGACUUAAGUGCUUAAGUGGAAGUUAGGAUUCGCCUGUUAAAUCGUACCACCAUCGAGCCUAGAAUACCUGCCAUCAUCUUGUCAUCCACUUAACUUUUUUAUUUAUAUAUGUAUAUAUAUGUGUGUGUGUGUGUGUGUGUGUGUAUAUGUUUGUGUGCGUCUGUAUGUUGUUGUUUGCAUGUGUAUGUUGUUUGCAUGUGUAUGUUUUGUAUUGUUAAAAAUAUAUAUAUAUAUAUAUAUAUAUAUAAACUACCAGUCAAGUUUUAGAACACCUACUCAUUCAAGGGUUUUUCUUUAUUUGUACUAUUUUCUACAUUGUAGAAUAAUAGUGAAGACAUCAAAACGAUGAAAUAACGCAUAUGGAAUCAUGUAGUAACCCAAAAAGUGUUAAACAAAUCAAAAUGUUAUAUUUGAGAUUCUUCAAAAAGCCACCCUUUGCCUUGAUGACAGCUUUGCACACUCUUGGCAUUCUCUCAACCAGCUUCACCUGGAAUGCUUUUCCAACAGUCUUGAAGGAGUUCCUACAUAUGCUGAGCACUUGUUGGCUGCUUUUCCUUUACUCUGCGGUCCGACUCAUCCCAAACCAUCUGAAUUUGGUUGAGGUCGGGGGAUUGUGGAGGCCAGGUCAUCUUAUGCAACACUCCAUCACUCUCCUUCUUGGUAAAAUAGCCAUUACACAGCCUGGAGGUGUGUUGGGUCAUUGUCCUGUUGAAAAACAAAUGAUAGUCCCACUAAGCCCAAACCAGAUGGGAUGGCGUAUUGCUGCAGAAUGCUGUGGUAGCCAUGCUGGUUAAGGGUGCCUUGAAUUCUAAAUAAAUCAGACAGUGUCACCAGAAAAGCACAACCCCACACCAUAAACACCUAUCCUCAUGCUUUAUGUGGGAACUACACAUGCAGAGAUCAUUGUCACCGACACCGCGUCUCACAAAGACACGGCGGUUGGAACCAGAAAUCUCAAUUUGGACUCCAGACCAAAGGACAAAAUUCCACACCGGUCUAAUGUCCAUUGUCGUGUUUCUUGGCCCAAGCAAGGCUCUUCUUAUUGGUGUCCUUUAGUAGUGUUCUUUGCGCAUUCGACCUAUCCACAGUCUCUUGAAAGGUGAUUUGAGAGUGUUGUACUAACCUGAUAUUUAUGGCUGCAAUUUCGGUAACCUAAUGACAGCUCUGCACAGAGUAACUCUGGUUCUUCAUUCUGUGGCGUUCCUAUGAGAGGUUGCGACUCUUGUAAGAAACUUAAAAAGUUCUUGAAAUGUUCCGUAUUGACUGUCCUUCAUGUCUUAAAGUAUUGCUGGACUGGCGUUUCUCUGUGCUUAUUUGAGCUGUUCUUGCCAUAAUAUGGACUUGCUCUUUUACCAAAUAGGGCUAUCAUCUGUAUACCCCCCCCCCCCCCCCCACACACACCUUGUCACAACACAACUGAUUGGCUCAAACGCAUUAAGAAGGAAAUAAAUUCCACAAAUUAACUUUUAAGAAGGCACACCUGUUAAUUGAAAUCCAUUCCAGGUGACUACCUCAUGAAGCUGGUUGAGAGAAUGCCAAGAGUGUUCAAAGCUGUCAAGGCAAAGGGUGGCUAUUUGAAGAAUCUCAAAUAUAAAAUAUAUUUUGAUUUGUUUAACACUUUUGGUUACUACAUGAAAACUGUGUGUUAUUUCAUAGUUCUAAUGUCUUCACUAUUAUUGUACAAUGUAGAAAAUACAAAAAAUAAAGAAAACCCUUGAAUGAGUAGGUGUUCUAAAACUUUUGACCGUGUGUGUGUGUGUGUGUGUGUGUAUACAGUGGGGAGAACAAGUAUUUGAUACACUGCCGAUUUUUGCAGGUUUUCCUACUUAUAAAGCAUGUAGAGGUCUGUAAUUUUUAUCAUAGGUACACUUCAACUGUGAGAGACGGAAUCUAAAACAAAAAUCCAGAAAAUCACAUUGUAUGAUUUUUAAGUAAUUCAUUUGCAUUUUAUUGCAUGACAUAAGUAUUUGAUCACCUACCAGCCAGUAAGAAUUCUGGCUCUCACAGACCUGUUAGAUUUUCUUUAAGAAACCCUCCUGUUCUCCACUCAUUACCUGUAUUAACUGCACCUGUUUGAACUCGUUACCUGUAUAAAAGACACCUGUCCACACACUCAAUCAAACAGACUCCAACCUCUUCACAAUGGCCAAGACCAGAGAGCUGUGUAAGGACAUCAGGGAUAAAAUUGUAGACCUGCACAAGGCUGGGAUGGGCUACAGGACAAUAGGUAAGCAGCUUGGUGAGAAGGCAACAACUGUUGGCGCAAUUAUUAGAAAAUGGAAGAAGUUCAAGAUGACGGUCAAUCACCCUCGGUCUGGGGCUCCAUGCAAGAUCUCACCUCGUGGGGCAUCAAUGAUCAUGAGGAAGGUGAGGGAUCAGCCCAGAACUACACGGCAGGACCUGGUCAAUGACCUGAAGAGAGCUGGGACCACAGUCUCAAAGAAAACCAUUAGUAACACACUACGCCGACAUGGAUUAAAAUCCUGCAGCGCACGCAAGGUCCCCCUGCUCAAGCCAGCGCAUGUCCAGGCCCGUCUGAAGUUUGCCAAUGACCAUCUGGAUGAUCCAGAGGAGGAAUGGGAGAAGGUCAUGUGGUCUGAUGAGACAAAAAUAGUGCUUUUUCGUCUAAACUCCACUCGCCGUGUUUGGAGGAAGAAGAAGGAUGAGUACAGCCCCAAGAACACCAUCCCAACCGUGAAGCAUGGAGGUGGAAACAUCAUUCUUUGGGGAUGCUUUUCUGCAAAGGGGACAGGACGACUGCACCGUAUUGAGGGGAGGAUGGAUGGGGCCAUGUAUCGCGACACCUGGAGGGGUCACCUUCCCUCAGUAAGAUCAUUGAAGAUGGGUCGUGACUGGGUCUUCCAGCAUGACAACGACCCCAAACACACAGCCAGGGCAACUAAGGAGUGGAUCCGUAAGAAGCAUCUCAAGGUCCUGGAGUGUCCUAGCCAGUCUCCAGACCUGAACCCAAUAGAAAAUCUUUGGAGAGAGCUGAAAGUCCGUAUUGCCCAGCGACAGCCCCGAAACCUGAAAGAUCUGGAGAAGGUCUGUAUGGAGGAGUGGGCCAAAAUCCCUGCUGCAGUGUGUGCAAACCUGGUCAAGACCUACAGGAAACUUAUCUCUGUAAUUGCAAAUAAAGGUUUCUGUACCAAAUAUUAAGUUCUGCUUUUCUGAUGUAUCAAAUACUUAUGGCAUGCAAUAAAAUGCAAAUUAAUUACUUAAAAAUCAUACAAUUUUCUGGAUUUUUUUUUUAGAUUCCGUCUCUCACAGUUGAAGUGUACAUAUGAUAAAAAUUACAGACCUCUACAUGCUUUGUAAGUAGGAAAACCUGCAAAAUCGGCAGUGUAUCAAAUACUUGUUCUCCCCACUGUAUAUACACACACACUACCGUUCAAAAGUUUGGGGUCACUUAGAAAUGUCCUUGUUUUCCAUGAAAACAUACAUGAAAUGAGUUUGAAUAGGAAAUAUAGCAAAAUGCAUAGGAAAUGUAGUCAUUGACAAGGUUAGAAAAAAUGAUUUUUAAUAGAAAUUGUCCUGUUGUAGGAGGAAAUUGGCUCCGAUCAAGCGCCGUCCACAGGGUAUGGCAUGGCGUUGCAAAAUGGAGUGAUAGCCUUCCUUCUUCAAGAUCCCUUUUACCCUGUACAAAUCUCCCACUUUACCACCAUCAAAGCACCCCCAGACCAUGACAUUGCCUCCACCAUGCUUGACAGAUGGCAUCAAGCACUCCUCCAGCAUCUUUUCAUUUGGUCUGCGUCUCACAAAUGUUAUUCUUUGUGAUCCGAACACCUCAAACUUUGAUUCGUCUGUCCAUAACACUUUUUUCCAAUCUUCCUCUGUCCAGUGUCUGUGUUCUUUUGCCCAUCUUAAUCUUUUAUUUUUAUUGGCCAGUCUGAGAUAUGGCUUUUUCUUUGCAACUCUGGCUAGAAGGUCAGCAUCCCGGAGUCGCCUCUUCACUGUUGACGUUGAGACUGGUGUUUUGCGGGUACUAUUUAAUGAAGCUGCCAGUUGAGUACCUGUGAGGCGUCUGUUUCUCAAACUAGACACUAAUGCAUUUGUCCUCUUGCUCAGUUGUGCACCGGGCCUCCCACUCCUCUUUCUAUUCUGGUUAGAGACAGUUUGCGCUGUUCUGUGAAGGGAGUAGUACACAGCGUUGUACGAGACCUUCAGUUUCUUGGCAAUUUCUCGCAUGGAAUAGCCUUCAUUUCUCAGAACAAGAAUAGACUGACGAGUUUCAGAAGAAAGUUAUUUGUUUCUGGCCAUUUUUGAUCCUGUAAUCGAACCCACAAUUGCUGAUGCUCCAGAUACUCAACUAGUCUCAAGAAGGCCAGUUUUAUUGCUUCUUUAAUCAGCACAACAGUUUUCAGCUGUGCUAACAUAAUUGCAAAAGGGUUUUCUAAUGAUCAAUUAGCCUUUUAAAAUGAUAAACUUGGAUUAGCAAACACAACGUGCCAUUGGAACACAGGACUGAUGGUUGCUGAUAGCGAUUUACAACAUUAACAAUGUCUACACUGUAUUUCUGAUCAAUUUGAUGUUAUUUUAAUGGACAAAGAAAUUGCUUUUCUUUCGAAAACAAGGACAAACAAGGACAUUUCUAAGUGACCCCAAACUUUUGAACGGUAGUUUAUAUAUAUAUAUUUUUUAGCAAUACAAAACAUACACAUACAAACGACAACAUACAGACGAACACAAACAUCUACAACAUCACCCCUUCCCAGAUCCACCUGCUCAUCCACUUAUUAUCAUUGUGUGUUCGUGUGUGUGUGAGAGGUAAUUAUCUUGACGACACUUUCAUUUGGAGUUUCAUUGCAAAGUCAUUUUGUGCUUGGAGGUUUUGUUAUGUGGACUUCUUUUCCCAGGUGUGUGCGGAGCUGAAGCAGGCACAGGCAAAGCUUUCCCAGGCAGAGCAGAGUGGCUCGGGGCAGGCUGCGGAGACGGAGCGGCUGCAACACAGGCUCCGAGAGCUGGAACUGGAGCUGGCCCGCAGCGGGCAGAGCCGCAACACCAACGCCAGCCUGCAGGAGGAGCUCCAAGCAGAGAGAGCCCGCGUCAUCUCCGCAGACAAGAAGGUUCCUCAGUUCUCACUCAAUUCUGAGCCAACAUAUUGAUUGCUUAGCGAUAGUGGAAUAUGGCAUUAGGGUUUUUGAUUUAUCAUGCUUUACAGAAACAUUUGUCCUCCCAGAACACAUCCUGCUCUUCAACAGUUUAAGCUAGACACACCAAUCUAACGUUUAUAAUAUGCAGCCUGACUCAACUUAGUUUGCCUCCAUUAAGGUGUUUUGCUAGUAUUUAUACUUUUUAAACUUUAUAAAGUUUUUGUGACCCCCCCCAAAAGUAUGAAUAUUAUUUCAUGUAAGUGAACCCCUUGCUGUGGCCUGGCUGUGUUCUGUAGGUGUUGGAGCUGCAGCAGCAGCUGAAGCGUGCCCACCACCAGCUCCGUCUGGAGGAGGCCCGGGCUGGGGAGACCAGCCGGCUAGAGAGGGACAGUAGGGACAUGUCCGACACCCUCUCCUCUCUCCGAGCCAGACAGCAGGAGGACCAGCUCCAGAGGUGAUUACUAGUGUAAAGAAAGCAGCAUUGAAUAGCUGAAUAUCCCAUUGACCCACAUAAGUCUAAUUUUCACUUAGUCUGGUUCCUCUUCCAGCUCGUAGUGUGUGAUAGUGAGGGUUGGUAUAGAGCCCCACAGUGGAGGUGUCAUAAUACCAAUAAAACUUAGCAGUCAAACACCAUCAAUUUUUCCGUUUAGGGGAUUUUAGAAACACUUAAAAAAUGGGCUGUGUUUGUGUAGGCUUACCCUGGCGUGACGUUUUGAUAACCAUGUAAAUCUCUCUCGGACAAGGUGACUCUUUUAUUAAUAUAUUCUGCUCUAUUUACUCUGAUUCGAAAAUGAUAAUUAGCAUCAAAGUAGACAUCAUGCAAAACUACAAAUCCCUGCAAGCUCCUGCACGUCAUCUCUAGCUGACACCUUUGCUAUCAUGUAUUGUGCCAAUUUAAAACUUGCACAAAACAGUUCACAGAAUUGUCCAUUUAAAGAAAUGUAGCCAAUUUAUUCAUACUACAUGUAGCUAACAUUAGAUAGUUAAUCCAGAGAGUCUUACCUUUGCCUCGAUUUGGCAGUUUCGUCCAGAUCAUCGUGGCAUUUGGAGUUCUUUAUGAUAGCCACAUUAGCAGUUAAUUAGCAUUUCAUUUUGGGGGCUAAGUACAGGCGAAUAUAUUGGUAAAAGGAACCUUGUCCUAGAGAGAUUUAAAGGCGCUGCAUGGUCAAUCCGCUGUCUGCAUUGGCCGUGCAGAAUUUACGGUGAUAUGUCCUCUGCAGAAAUCAGGGCAUUCAUACUGUACUUCUUGUGCUUCGCAGAGCUGUUGUCAAGGAAGUGAGUUUGUGUUUAUACAGGAACUCCCGCCCUCACCUACCGUCAACCCAAAAUCAAAUAAAAACCUCUAUGGAAAAAAUGAAUGGUGGAAAAACGGUUGGAACCAUUUCCCUGUUUGACCGCUAGGUUUUAUGGGUAUUAUGUUUCAUACUGUGGUACUCUACAGUCAGAGAAUAAUAGUCUGCUGAGGCACACCAGCGCACUUUCCAAAUACACUACUUUGGAUCUUUUCUCUCUCACUCACUGCUAUAUUGCUUUUACCAUGUAGCCCUUAAAUAUCAUUGAGUGAGCUGUAGGACAGAAGAAAAGUCCUCCAGGGCUCACAUUGAAAAAGAGACUCAUAUUCUCAGUCAAAUUGUAUUAGUCACAUGCUCCGAAUACAACAGGUGUAGACUUUACCGUGAAAUGGUUACUUAUGAGCCCUUUCCCAACAGUGCAGAGUUAAAAAGUAAGAAAAGAUAGUAACACAAUAAAAUAACAAUAACGAGGCUAUAUACAAGGAGUACCGGUACCGAGUCGAUAUGUAGGGGUAUGAGGUAGUUGAGGUAACUGAGGUAAUAUGUACAUGUAGGUAGGGCUAAUAGUGACUAGACAAUCAGGAUAGAUAAUAAACAGUACCAGUAGCAUAUGUGAAAGUGUGUGUGUGAAUAUUUUUGUGUGUGUGAGCGUAUGUAGUGUGUAUCUGUGUGUUGGAGUGUCAGUGUAGUAUGUGUGAGUGUGUGGGUAGAGCCAGUGCAAGAAUAUCAGUGAACAUAAAAAUAAAAAAAAGGGGGUCAAUGGAAAUAAUUUAUUUUAAAAAGGAUGCCACUUUUAAAAGUACCAUCACCUAACACCGAGUGCCUGAUCUCACUAUGGCUGUAUCUCAUGUCCCAACAUCGCCGCCCCCCUGAACAGGAAGCUGUUGGAGCAGAGGGAGGAGGAGCUGCAGCAGCAGGUGCGUUCUCUGAGGGGGAAGGAGGCGUCGCUGGGACGCAGCAACUCCGAGCUCAGACACCUCACACAGCAGCUGGAGACACGCCUGGCCGUGGUGGAGGCCGAGCAUGGCAAGGCCAGAGAGGAGGUCAGUAGAUACUGGGCCCAGACGUGGGUUCAAAUACUAGUUGAUAUUUUUCAAAUACGUUGAGCGUUUGCUUUAGUAUGUCUAGAAUGCCAGGUGGGUGGGGUUUGCCCUUUUGGGACUUCUCUAUUGGUUCCAUGGCAACAGGGAAGCUCACUCAAGCCCAGCUAAUGUUUUUUGAAAUGAUCUCAAGUAGUAUUUGAACCCAGGUCUGCAGUACCUACAGGAUCUACCUCUGAAGCGAGUUUCCAAUCCCAUAGCUCUGUUACUUCUCUCUGCCCUCAUUCACCCUUACUGGGUCUCUGUGCCCAGACAGGUGGAAACCAUUUGGCCAACACUUUAAUGAAGCUAAUGUUUUGAUUAGUGUAUGUAUUUUUAAAGACUGAGCUUCAUGUUAAAAAUUAAAUUUUGCGACUAUUCGAAUCAGAUAAUUUGUAGAAUUUGAUAUUCGUCAAUUCGACUCCAUGGGGUCAACCCUAGUAAUAGGAAUACAGAUUGAACGUUAUGUUUUGGGUAUGCAUGGUCUGGUAUGCAGCAGAGAGAGAGCCAGAGGACGUGUCUUCAGCUGGGAGAGGAGCUGGUGGCCAGUCAGCAGGAGAGUGACCGGCUCCAGGAGGAGCUCCAGCAGGUCAUCACGCAGCUGGACACGCACAUCAGGUCAGACCCUGUUCAUCGAGUAGCCUAUAAAGGGAUUUUCACACUACUGUGCCAAACCAAACUGAACAGGCCUGGCUACGCAUCCAACCACAGUUGCUGGAACUGUGCUGAAAAGGAAAUAUCAGAGCCAGCACAGUUUGGUUCGGGUCGUUUGUGCACGAUAGUGUGAAAAGGGUAUAUGUAAUGAGCACAUUUGUUCACACACACACACCACCAUCCUCUCCAGCGACUUACUGUACACAUACACAAACAUUAAGAUGACUUCCUCCAUGAAUACCAUAAACACUAUAGACUAUAAUUAAACUAUAUAGACAUCAAUGACACAUCAUGAACGCUCCAACAUCUCUCCCACCUCCCCGUUCCACAUACAGGAAGUACAAUGAGAAACAGUCACAGCACAAGACCAAGCUGAGGAAGGCCAAGCAGAUCUUCCUGAAGGCCACGGCCCAGAGAGACCGCACCAUCCAGAAACUGGAGAACGACCUGGCCCUGGCCUCCAGCCUCUCCCACAAGGUCAGUCUGUCUGUCCAUUUGUCAGUCAUUUCAUUGGUUUCAUGGUUUGUUUCAUGAAUAGGGACAGGUACAAACACAUUGACACAUUGAUGUAACAAUCAUCCGAUGCUCUAUGUUAAUUUUCAACAUCCCUAGAUGGGCUUGUCUGCCCUUGUUGAAAGAGUGCCAUCUGUAGGGCAUGGUGUCUGUUGUGUCUGAGAGGGCAUUGAGAUGUGGCAUGAGCAGUUGCUGUAAUAGGAAUAAUAAUGAUGAUAGCCUUGAAGGACUCUACCCCUCUCUCUCUUUUGUCUCUCAUCCUUAUGGUAUGCAGGAGAAAGACUGGAUCAGGACAGUUAUGGAGGAGAAUGAAAAAUUGCUGGUAGAGAAGAGAGAACUUCUGAGGAGGAUGAGCGAGGCAGAGGAGAUGGAAAGCAAUGGCCUGAGAAAGGCCUCCAAUGUUCAGCAUAGGUACUGAGUACUCUAUCUAUGAGUUUGAGUGUGGUUACAUUUCUCCAGCCCCAUUCCUUAUUUUUGUAAUAAGUAGUUAAAGCAAGGUUGGGCUGCCAAAUUAAGGAGUGUGUCUUUAGGGUAAGGGUUAGUGCUGAUGUGAAUGUGUUCGCCACACGCAACUCAGGCUAUAACAUAGUCAUGGGUUAUCACAUGGGUAAAGGUGUAGUUCAGCGAAAUUAGGGAAAGUUCAACAAAACCAACGUGUGGAAUUCAGUCACUGCUUCUCCAUAGACUGCUUUCAAGGUAAGGAAACAAAUAUCUAAAUACUGUAAAAGUUCAAUUAAACGCGAGUCUCAAAUAGCCGCCUGUCUCUUUUUUUAAUAGCCACGCAAUGGCACGCAUUUUAGCAAAUAAAUACCUGUUUCAAAUAAACACUGGGUCUAAAUUAAUUGUUUACGAGGUUUAAUGUUUGAUUUGUUACAUUAAAUAAUUCAGUAAUGACUCGAACAUUUUUACAAUCAUCCAUUUUUAUCGUUAGUAAGAAACUGCUAGCCAUUGGCUGCCAACAGCUGAUAACUGCAAGCUAACUGGCUAGCAGAAAACAGUCAAUAACUUAGAGAGUACAGACCCCCAGAAAUAGGCAGAUCGCCCUCUAGUGGCAGAAGUAAGAACUGCCGGAAAUGCACAGUCAGAGUCAAAUUAUUCUGUCAAGGAAAAGUAUAUUUUUUUUUAUGGCGGUAUACUAAGACAAAAGAAAAGUGACAUUAACUAGGUUUUCAUUCAAUUGGCGACAGAUUUUCAUGUGAAUCUUUUUUUUAAAGCAUAAAGAAAAUAUGGGCAUUUUCCCACCAGUGGUGUUUCCACCAAACAGACUGGUUGUGGAUUAGAAAUCACUGCGUGAUGACAGUGCAGACAAAAUAUAUUUUUUCACUUAUGUUUUCAUGUACCGAAUAAAAUCUAAAGUUAAAUAUCUUUCCAUCGCAUUUUCAACUCUACCGAUAGUUCUGUCACAAAAACUGUUGCGUUAAAUAGCAAAUGUGCCUACCAUGGUCUUGAAACGUGUGCUCUAGCCAACAGGUCGCAGAUACCGUUUGGGUAGGCUGUGCAGGUAGUCUACAUGAUGAGAUUAUUAUGGAUAGCCUAAGAGUGAUAAUAUUUUUAUUUGUCAAAUGGCAGUCAAGCAUCGAACAUGUCACUAAAAUAAGACCCUAGAUAUUUAUUGGAAAGGAGCAUCAAGAUCACCAUGCACUUUCACCACCCUGUGAAGUUCAUCGUGACUUAUUUCAUCUGUAGCCUAGUCAACUGCACGUUUUCCCGAGUCGUAACGGGAGGACCACACACCAUAUCAUCGCGUGCCUCAAAGUUGACUUCUAUAUGAUUGUUAUUAUUUCAAUAUUUGCGCAUAAAGGCGUUUCCACCACCAUUUCUCGCAUAACCAUGUUGAACAAACAAAUUAACUUCCUUUUUCCAUCACAGCUGUUGUGAUUUUUGACUCGCAUAAACUCUGGAUGGAAACGUGGUUACAGUGUGUAAAUGAUAACACAUUAGUGCAGGAAAUGAAGAAAUGUAUUAAAAUGCUGGAAAUGAAUGCUGGAAUUAAACAAUUAACUAUGCAAAUGACCAAAAGCUGUGUGCAUUAAGGAAAUAGAUGCCUGGCUCAAAUAGAAGUUUGUCUAUUUGACUGUUGUGUUCAGUCAUUUAAGCAAAUAAACUCCCUGGCUAUUAAUACAAGUUUUACAAUAUGUAAUUUCGCCGAAGUGUCCCUUUUUAAGGUAUGUAACCAUACAGUACACAAUAUACUACUGACUGUCCUCAUGUUCAACUGCAUAGGUUUAUUGUGGUCCAUCCUUUGUGUAGUUACAUUACUUUUAGAGAAGGUAUGUAGCCAGAGCUGGUAGAACAGUGAAAGUAACUGCAGAGCUGUGUUGCCCAUCUCCUGUCCACACGGAUCAUGUGUCUCUUUCAGGGUCAACUUUCUGGAGGUGGAGAACAGACAACUUCAGGAAAUAACUUUAAAGUUGGCCAAUCAAGUCGGAACACUAGAGCGGGCUCUGAGGAACGUCCAAUCACCAUCGCUCUGCAACAUAGAGGUACCAAUCCCAUGGUCCCUGACAUUGGAGCAAAAGAGCAUCAUGUUUUCCUAACACAUUUUUCAUCCGCUUUCCCCCCUCAGGAUAUCAAGAAAAUGUUUCCUUCUGAAAGUCUUCCGAACGACAGCGUCCUUCAUGCGUCAACAUUAAGGUACAAAUUGCUUAGAUGCAUACAAUAUAUUGCAUAUAUUCUGGAACUAACUGCAGCUCUUUACAUUUACAUUUUUUACAUUUUAGUCAUUUAGCAGACGCUCUUAUCCAGAGCGACUUACAGUUAGUGAGUGCAUACAUUUUCAUACUGGCCCCCCGUGGGAAACGAACCCACAACCCUGGCGUUGCAAGCGCCAUGCUCUACCAACUGAGCUACAGGGGACUCUUUGUUAAGUGUUGCUGUCAUUUCAGUCGCUUUGGUAGCUGACUUGUAUAGUGUUGAGUCAUCUGCAAACAUAGACACACUGGCUUUACUCAAAGCCAGUGGCAUGUCGUUAGUAAAGAUUGAAAAAAGUAAGGGGCCUAGACAGCUGCCCUGGGGAAUUCCUGAUUCUACCUGGAUUUUGUUGGAGAGGCUUCCAUUAAAGAACACCCUCUGUGUUCUGUUAGACAGGUAACUCUUUAUUCACAAUAUAACAGGGGGUGUAAAGCAAUAACACAUACGUUUUUCCAGCAACAGACUAUGAUCGAUAAUGUCAAAAGCCGCACUGAAGUCUUAACAAAACAGCCCCCACAAUCUUUUUAUCAUCAAUUUCUCUCAGCCAAUCAUCAGUCAUUUGUGUAAGUGCUGUGCUUGUUGAAUGACCUUCCCUAUAAGCGUGCUGAAAGUCUGUUGUCAAUUUGUUUACUGUGAAAUACAAUUUUAUCUGGUCAAACAGAUUUCUCCAAAAGUUUAAGGAUUGAUUAUUUGUUUGUAUGUUCUUAUUUGAAGCUACUCUUCAACGUUGUGACUGCUCUGGGCUUGAACAACAUUUUAACUGCGCUUGUAGCAAGGUCAUUCAUAACUUCUUGCACACCAUUCAUCCAUUGUUCUUACAGUAACCACUUGUCUGUCUGCAGUCUGACAUCAGGUGCGUGUGACCCUCUGGGCAUCCUCGAUGCCAUCUGCCGGGGGAAGGUGGGCGAGCGCGUGGAGGGCAUCCGGAUGUCGUCCUCCACGCCCCAUUCCCAGUCGCAGUCCUUUGAACUGGGCUACCUGAACCUCACCUCCCCUGUAGCUCCCCCAGACACCAAAGACCCAGAGGAGAGUGACCAGUGA